This is a messenger RNA of Mustela lutreola (European mink), 8287 nucleotides long. It is a transcript of the gene GPR21, whose product is annotated as G protein-coupled receptor 21. The transcript has 2 exons. Lineage: Eukaryota; Metazoa; Chordata; Mammalia; Carnivora; Mustelidae. Gene Ontology annotation, cellular component: membrane. The record is from RefSeq and is a predicted model, not a curated record. Gene Ontology annotation, molecular function: G protein-coupled receptor activity. Gene Ontology annotation, biological process: G protein-coupled receptor signaling pathway. The coding region runs from base 6782 to 7831 and encodes 349 amino acids.
AGAAGUCUGUGGAAAAAAUGCUUGCUCAAGGGUGAGAGAGAGCUUGGCAGUUUUACAGAUUGUAAAAUGAAAUGAGGCCAGAAAAGAUAGGUAGGGGCUGGAUCUUCAAAAGCUUAAAUAAUGUAUAUUUGAGAUUUUUAUCAAUAGAAAGUCACUGAAACAUUAGAGGGCACUAUGGAAAGUGGAUUAGAUUGUCUUGAUUCAAAUCCUUAUUCCUACUGUAUUUAAGCCAUUAAUAUUGGGCAAGAAAUUACAUUUGACUUGCUUCCCUGUCUGUAAAAUGAGAUGACAGUAGUACCUUAUUUGUAGAGCUAUUAAAUGAACUUUAGAUAAUGCAUGAAAACACUAGGUACAGUUUUAGCCCAUAGUAAGUAUAAAUUAUUGCUUGCUUAUUUUUAUUAUUAAAUUUAUUAUCAUUAUUAGUUUAAGAAUGAUCAUUCCAGUUGAGUUAGAAGAGGUAAGAUUAAUUGAAGCAAAACCUGUGAGUAAUUUAGGCAAGAGAGGAUCGUGACUUGGAGUAUUGGCAGAACAGAUAGAGAAAGAUUACUGUUUGAGAGAAGUUCCAGAAAUACUUGGCAUUUGGUGAUUGACUGAAUGAGGGAGAUAAAUGGAAGAGAGGAAAGAGUAGAAGAUGAGUCAGAGGACCUCACAUUGGUUUUGGAAUGACAUUGAUACAAAUACAUCCCUAUGAGAUGCAUUUAAAUAAUAUGUUAAUUAAAUCAACAUUUAAAGCUCAUUUUUACUGAAUAAUAAGUAGUAGGUAAUGCUCAGAAGUGUAUCUUAUGAAUUUGAAGAACUGAGAUUGAUCCUUCUCCUCUGUAAUAUUUAAGCUAGUGAAUAGGUUGAGAGAAGAAUAAAUAUAACUUGAACAGUCAUUUCCCUUUUUUGUUUCAUGUUUCCUCUUUUUGCCUUAUUUUCUUUUUAGUUCUGUCACUUUUUAGUAUUAGAUUGAACCAUAUAGAAGUUGCCAGUUUUGUAGAUCAGAAAAUAUUUAUCCAGAAAUGAAAUGAUUAAAUACUGGCCAUUUUACAUGGCUCAUCCAGUCACAUUCUCAUUCUGUAAGAAUUUUUAACUAGGGCUCUGAGCAUCCGUUUUGAGUUAAAUUGAGCAUCAAAGCCUGUCUGAAAGAUGCUGUGAUGGCAUAAGGACCAGUGGAACUGAGUCCCAUGAAGUAGGUGACUUAAACCUGGCAUCAUCCAUUUACUAUGGCUCUGGGAAGACAUCUCAUGGCCAAAGUUUUUGUUAGAUUUACCGAAAGGGACAUGUUAUAUAUUAUUUUGGCUGUUUUUUAAAACCUAAUUAUAGGGGUCCCUGGUGGCUCAGUCGUUAAGCAUCUGCCUUUGGCCCAGAUCAUGAUCCUAGGGUCCUGGCAUCGAGCCCCGCAUCAGCCUCCUUGCUGGGCAGGAAGCCUGCUUCUCCCUCUCCCACUCUCCCUGCUGUGUUCCCUCUCUCCCUGUGUCUCUCUCUGUCAAAUUUAAAAUAAAAUAAAAUAAAAUAAAAAAUAAAACCUGAUUAUAAAAAUGGUACAGUUGACCCUUGACCAACAUUCAGGUUAGGGGUGAUGAGCCCCCCCCCCCCCACAUAUUUGAAAAUCCACAUAAAACUUUUUGCUCCCUGAAAACUUUACUACUAAUAGCCUUUUAUUGAUUAGAGGCCUUACUAAUAACAGAAACAGUUGAUUAGCACAUAUUUUGUAUGUUAUAUGUAUUAAAUACUGAAUUCUUACAAUAAAGUAAGCUAGGGAAAAGAAUGUUAAUUAAAUCAUAAGGAAGAGAAAAUAAAUUUACAGUAUUUAUUUUAAAAAUCCACUUGUAAAUGGACCUGUGCAGUUUAAACUCAUGUUGUUCAAGCGUCAACUAUACAAAGAAAUUGGGAAAUUUAGAAACUAUAGGAAAACAUAAAAUAAAAAAUCUCUCAUUAACCCACCCACGAUCGACUAAAAAGUAGAGUUGAUUUCCAUUGAGCUUUCUUCCAAUUACAUGUAUAUGCAGAGAUACUGUUCUUUUUUUUUUUUAACCAAAAAACACAAAUAUAUCAUGAGACUGCAUUAUUUAUUUAAAGAUUUUAUUUAUUUAUAUGACAGACCAUACAAGCAGGGAGCAGGAGAGGGAGAAUCAGGCUUUCAGCUUGAGCAGGGAGCCCAAUGUGGGGUUCAAUCUGGAGACCCUGAAAUCAUGACCUGAGCUGAAGGCAGACACUUAACCAACUGAGCCACCCAGGUGUCCAAGACUGCAUUAUUUUAAAAAGGAAAUGAGUAAUGGGUGGAGCUAGCAAGUAUUAUGCCAAGUGAAGUAAGUCAGAGAAAGACAAAUACCAUAUAAUUUUGCUUGUAUGUGGAAUUUGAAAAACAAAUGAGCAAAAGGUGGGGGGAAGAGGGAGGCAAACCAGGAAACAGACUUUUGUUUUUUUAAAGAGUUUAUUUAUUUAACAGACAGAGAUCAUAAGUAGGCAGAGAAACAGGCGGGGCAGGGAGGAGGUGGGGGUGGGGUGAAGCAGGCUCCCUGCUGAGCAGAGAGCCUGAUGCAGGGCUUGAUCCCAGGACCCGGGGAUCAUGACCUGAGCCAACGGCAGAGGCCUUAACCCACUGAGCCACCCAGGAGCCUCAGGAAACAGACUCUUAACUGUAGAGAACAAACUGAUGGUUACUAGAGGUGGGGAAGGGGGGAUAGGUUAAAUACAUGAUGAACACCAAAUGUUACAUGGAAAUGUUGAGUCACUGUAUUGUACACCUAAAACUAAUGUUACAUGGUAAACUAACUAGAAUUUAAAUAAAAUUUUUAAAAAAUGAAAAGGUAGUUUAUAUAGAUUUUUUAAAAAGAUUUAUGUAUUUAUUUUAGAGAGAGAGUGUAACAGGGGGAGGAGCAGAGGGAGAGGGAAAGAGAGUACCAAGCAGACUCCAUGCUGAGAGGGGAACCUGACUCCCAGGCUCUAUCUCUUUAUUUCAGAUCAUGACCUGAGCUGAAAUCAAGAGUCAGAGGCUUAACUGACUGUGCUUCCUAUACAGGCACCCCUGUAUAGAUUUUUUUUUGAAGACAUAGAUUUAUUGCUACUAUAUGUCCUUAAUAAUUUUUUUCUCCUGAAGAAAAUGUUUUUCUUUAAUCUGAAACAAAACACUUAACUCUUGACUGAUUUGAUAAAGUGUGGCUCUCAAGCUUUUUGUUGUUUUGAGUUUCUUGUAUGAAUAUUUUAAUUGUAGCACUAAGUGUUUUUACUAAAAUAGAAAUGAAGUUGAAAGAACUAUUAUUAUACUAGUGAUAGUAACAUAACAGCUUAUAUUUUUAUUACCUUAAUUCUUUCAAGCUAUUAACCAAUGUAAUGUCUUUUUUUUUUAUCAUCAUCAUAACUGUUUAGUUUUAUACAUGAGACACCUGAGUUAGAGCAUAAGUUACAGGACAAAAUUCACAAAUGGUUAGAAAAUGUUGUACUACUGACUUUGGUGAAUGGCUUUUCUCUUUAUUGAAAUGUAACUGUCAGAAAUUAUUCCUUUUUUCAUUCAGUAUUAACCACUCAAACAAUGAGAGUCCAAAAACAAAGUAUGUGUUAAAUGUACAGAAUAGUGUGUAAACUGGUUUGUCUGGAGGGCAAGGUGUGUUGGGGGGAUGGGUAUGGAAUAGGGAGAUCAGAUUGGAGAGGCACUAGGGAGCGGUUGACUUUUGAACUGUGGGUACCAUAAUGAAGCAUAUACUAUUAGAUAUUUAGGCAGAAAUGAAUAGAUCAGAAAAAUGAACUAGACUAGAAACCCAGACAAUAUGUAAUGAUGGCCUAAAGUAUUAAAAACUGAGUUGAGAGCCACUGUAGAAACAGAUUCCCAGGAACCUGUUGAGUAAUAGUACAUUGAGUGGGGAGAGAGUGGUCAAGAUAAUUCCUUAGUUUCUUACUUGAAGGCUUAGAAAAAAUAAAAGAGUGUUGGAACAAGAGAAAGAGGCCAGUUUGUUGAGAAAGAUGUAUUUAAUUUUGGACAUGCUGUGGGUGAAGUCUACGGGACAUUAGGUGGAAGAUGUAUGUAGACUAGCGGGCAAAUUAUAAAAGGGAAAGAAUGCUCAGUAUAGAGUCAGGGCUGGAGACAAAGGCAGAGGAAUAAUUAGUGCAGAGGAAUAAUUAAUGUUAUAUCAUUGUUCAUUUUUUACUGCCUUACAUAUAUAUAGCCUCAUUGUAUUUGAGGAAUGUGUGACAGCAAAGUAUCCAGAGUAUGGGGCGCCCAGGUGGCUCAAUGGAUGGAAGCCUCUGCCUUCGGCUCGGGUCAUGGUCUCAGGGUCCUGGGAUCGAGCCCCACUCUCUGCUCAGUAGCGAGCCUGCUUCCUCCUCUCUGCCUGCCUCUCUCUGUCAAAUAAAUAAAUAAAAUCUUAAAAAAAAAAAAAAAAAAAGGAUUCUUUUAAAAGAAAAAAAAAGUAUCCAGAAUAUCCCAGUGCCUCGGAACUGGGCAGUCACAGUAAGAGAGGCGCUUUAGGAAUCAGAGGAGCCCAUCCUCAAGCAGUACAGCAUGGUUGGCAGGAAAACACAGACUACCUAGGAGGAAGGGUAUUUUAAUUCUACGAAAAGAAAGGGAAUAAAGUUUUAUACCCACUACAUCCUAAGUAUUGGUAAGCUUUUGUCUGUAUACACUGUCUCCUUCAUUUUGCAGUAACUGUGAAAUAGGGAGUUUGGUCCUCAUUUUACAGAUGAUGAAACUGUGGGUAAGAGAGCGUUAGUAAUAGAAGAGCAAGGAUUUGAACCAGAUGGGUGGUCAGUGCCACUGGUUUUUAUAUGCCACACUUUGCCAUGUUUUCCAGUAAGAUCUCUCAAAUAUAGCUAUCCAAGCUUAUGCUCCAUAGGUUUUUUUAGUGUUGCCUUCCUAUAAUAAGCACAGUGCUUUAGCUCUUAAAAUAUAAUUAACUAAAUUCUGAUUAUGGGAGGCCAUUUGCUUUCAGUGAGGAAGCAUAUAUGUGAGACUAAUAAAAAAUGGAAAUCAGAUGACCUAACCUGUAUCCCUGCCCAGGUGUGCCAUCUUUCUAGAAUGCUUAGAAAUGCCAACCUUUGCUUAUUUUCUUUCACCCUACUGGGUAUGUAGAACUUUACUUAAAAGAAUGAAUUGAGAGUCCAAAGAUACCUGGAGGAAAAAGUAUGAAAAGUACACAUUUCCGGUUAGCUGAAAAAAUUGUCAUCAUUUAUGACAUUACCAAAAUAUAAUACUGACACAGUGUAAUAUAUCCCACAAUAUAAUCCCAACUUGCAUUGUUUAAAGUAGGCACAAACAAGAUUAUGUAUUCUAAGAUACAUAAGCUAAUUUGUACCAUGAAACUUUUGCAGUUUUAAAGCCUGAGUGGAAAUGGGUAUAUUUACUUGUCCACUUUUUGUGUGUAUUUUUGUGCUCUGCUUCUUAGUAAACUAGAAGCAAGAAAUGGAAUCUCAGGGGUGCCUGGGUGACUCAGUGGGUUAAGCCGCUGCCUUCGGCUCAGGUCAUGAUCUCAGGGUCCUGGGAUCUAGUCCCGCAUCGGGCUCUCUGCUCAGCAGGGAGCCUGCUUCUCUCUCUCUCUCUCUGCCUGCCUCUCUGUCUACUUGUGAUCUCUCUCUGUCAAAUAAAUAAAUAAAAUCUAAAAACAAAAAAAAAAAGGGAAAAAAAAGAAAUGGCAUCUCAAAGCUAUAGUGUAGCAUUGAAUAUACGACAGCGUGCUUGUGCUUGUGUGCUGUUUCCUCAGUUUUGAGAAUGGGUGAGGUUUUCUUUACGUUUUCUCUUGAAAAACUAAUUUUUAAGUUUGCUUGUUAUUUUUGUCAUCUUUCUUAAAAUUAACCAAUAUCCAGUGAAUCAUGAGAGGAAAUUAAUGCUGAACAUUUAGCCUUCUAGCUAGAACUUCUUGUGCUACUAAAUUAGGAGUCCUCAGUUGCCAUGCACGGUUAACAUACUUUCAUUCUUUAGCAUUGCUCUUUGUUCUUGAGGAAAAUGCUAUAAGAAAAUAGGAAUUUCCUCUCACCAUUACCCCUUUGGCAGUGUGUUUCAAUCUAAUUCCUGGUUGGCAUUCUGUCCCGGCUACAACCCCUUCUCUAAACUCCAUCUACUAAAAGGGGGAUUCCAGACAGACGAGGAAACAGCUUUCAAACACUGCACUGCAGGCAUAUUAAGUUAUUCCCCCACUGUGCAGUGGGGAAAUCAGGGACCACUUCUCUGGCGAUGAAUUCUAAUGAGCUGCUAAGGAUGCCGUAGGGUGUGUGCGCACAGGCGUUUUCUUUCCCCUCCCCCGCUUCUUCCUUUUCCCAAGCCCCCUCUUCUCCCCGUUUCCCCUCCUCCUCCUUUAUCCCCUCCCUGUGUGUCUCAGUUCUGCAGUAAACGGGGCUGAGGCACAUUCCUGCACUGCAAGGCUUUCUGUUAAGGAUGUUUUGUGGCUUUUGUUUGGAUUGCAGCAUGCAGAAUUACAGCUGUUCAGAGGAGACUCAUUACAACUCCUGCUGAAGCUCCUAAUCUUCCUCCCUUCUCUUCUGCCCUUACCCCUACCCUCAUUGGCCUGAAGACACUGUACCCAGAGUUUGGCUUACUUCCCUGGUGCUAUGUGUAUGGUAAACCUGGUACUAUGGCCACAUCUGGGACUGGCCAGACAACUGCUGCUGGUUCUCCCUAUUCCAAGAAGGAUUUAAAAGGGAAUUGUACUGCAGGCAAUGCACCAGAGCAGCAUCAGGAGCUUGGGGACUAAGACUCCUCUGGCAUUAUUAAAGACACACAGAGCUGACCGCAAUGACAGCAGCUGCUCCUUUGAACUGUUGGCAGCAGCCAAGCGGCAGCAUGAAGUGAGAGAUCACUCCCAAGCUCAAGAUGAACUCUACCUUGGAUGGUAAUCAGAGCAGCCACCCUUUUUGCCUCUUGACGUUUGGCAAUUUGGAAACUGUCGAUUUUUGCCUUUUGGAAGUGUUGAUUAUUGUCUUUCUCACUGUAUUGAUUAUUUCUGGCAACAUCAUUGUGAUUUUUGUAUUUCACUGCGCACCUUUGUUGAACCAUCAUACUACAAGUUAUUUUAUUCAGACUAUGGCAUAUGCCGACCUCUUGGUUGGGGUCAGCUGCCUGGUCCCUUCUUUAUCACUCCUCCACUACCCUCUUCCAGUCGAGGAGUCUUUGACUUGCCAAGUAUUCGGUUUUAUAGUGUCCGUUCUGAAGAGUGUCUCCAUGGCCUCUCUGGCCUGUAUCAGCAUCGAUAGAUAUAUUGCCAUCACUAAACCUUUAACCUAUAAUACCCUGGUUACGCCUUGGAGACUACGUCUGUGUAUUUUCCUGAUUUGGCUGUAUUCCACCCUGGUCUUCCUGCCUUCCUUUUUCCACUGGGGCAAACCUGGAUAUCAUGGAGAUGUGUUUCAGUGGUGUGCAGAGUCCUGGCAUACCGACCCCUACUUCACCCUCUUCAUCGUGGUGAUGUUGUAUGCCCCGGCAGCCCUCAUUGUGUGCUUCACCUAUUUCAACAUCUUCCGCAUCUGCCAACAGCACACAAAGGAGAUCAGCGAAAGGCAAGCCCGCUUCAGCAGCCAGAGUGGGGAGACUGGGGAGGUGCAGACCUGUCCCGAUAAGCGCUAUGCCAUGGUCCUGUUCCGAAUUACUAGUGUAUUUUACAUCCUCUGGUUGCCAUACAUCAUCUACUUCUUGUUGGAGAGCUCCACAGGCCACAGCAACCGCUUCGCCUCCUUCUUGACCACCUGGCUUGCUAUUAGUAACAGUUUCUGCAACUGUGUCAUUUAUAGUCUCUCCAACAGUGUCUUCCAAAGGGGACUAAAGCGCCUCUCAGGGGCCAUGUGUACUUCUUGCGCAAAUCAGACCAUAGCUAAGGACCCUUACACAGUUAGGAGCAAAGACCCCCUUAAUGGAUGCCAUAUCUGAAGUGGUUCAAACACACUGGGUCACUGUGGUGUGUAUGUGUGUUUGUGUGUUUCCUUUUUCUCUCUGUAUUCCUGUUGCACUAGGAAAUCUGGGACAAAAUAAUUAGACUCUAAGCAAUAGCAAACAAAUGAUCAUUCGAAAAUACCCUCUAAGUUUGCAGAAAUUAUUUUCUAAAAAGUGUUUUUGCAUCAGAAGAAUCAGGACGGUGAAGAUAAAUUGCUCUUGGUUCCAGGUUUUGCAGUGUCACAAAAAUGACUACAUUUUUAAGAUUUAAAAUAAAUAAAGCCAUAUCUAACACCUCUCUUCAACGGGCAUGACUGAACCUGGGUGUGAGAAGCCUCAGCAUUUUUAAAAAGUCAUUUUCUUGUUGCUUUUCUGGGUUCUUUCCAGCUGUUUGGGCUGCAUAUGCAAUUGAAUUCUUUUAAUGUGGAAUAUUAAAAACCAGUGAUGAAUUAA